AAAAAAGGAAUGGAGAUUUUGAGGAGCAUAGCUAUUACAGUAUUAGCAGCGACCAUCAUCGUUCUUUCUUUCACAUUCAAUCUCACGAUCAAAAUCUUCACCGGAAAAUCAAGAAACGACAAGAGAUAUGCUCCGGUACAUGCCACGGUCUUCGAUCUUUUCUUCCACAGCCAUGAGUUAUAUAACUACGAGACAAAGAUCGCGAGGACAAAGCUUACUUUCAGGUUCUUGAGUCCGGGACAGAGCGAGAUAUUUACUGCAGAUCCUCGGAACGUGGAGCAUAUUCUCAAGACAAGAUUCCAUUACUAUAGUAAAGGACCAAGUACUCGUGAAAAUCUUGCGGAUCUUUUGGGGCAUGGGAUAUUUGCUGUUGAUGGUGAGAAAUGGAAACAACAGAGGAAGCUUGUGAGCUUUGAGUUCUCUACUAGGGUUUUAAGAGACUUUAGCUGCUCUGUUUUUAGGAGAAAUGCGUCAAAGCUUGUUGGUUUUGUCACGGAGUUUGCUCUCUCUAGAGAAGCUUUUGAUGCUCAAGAUAUGUUGAUGAGAUUUACACUGGACUCCAUCUUUAAAGUUGGGUUUGGUGUUGAGUUAAGAUGUUUGGAUGGGUUUAGCAAAGAAGGGGAAGAGUUCAUGAAAGCUUUUGAUGAAGGUAAUGUUGCAACUAGCUCCAGAUUCACCGAUCCACUUUGGAAGCUGAAACGUUUUCUCAACACUGGAUCGCAAUCAAGACUCAAGAAGAGCAUUGCUACUAUAGACAAGCUUGUCUACAGUCUCAUUACCACUAAAAGGAAAGAGCUUGCAAAGGAACAGAGUACUGUAAGUUCUCUAAAGUUUUACCCUCUCUUUUUGUUGUCGUUUUUAACUUUUUACUUGGCUUGUCCUUAGGCUGUUAGAGAGGACAUACUAUCGAGAUUUCUUGUGGAGAGUGAGAAAGAUCCGGAGAACAUGAACGAUAAGUACCUGAGGGAUAUAAUUCUGAGCUUCAUGAUUGCUGGGAAGGACACAAGCGCUGCAUCACUCUCUUGGUUCUUGUACAUGCUCUUCAUAAACCCACUUGUUCUGGAGAAAGUCGUACAAGAAAUAAGAGAUGUGACAUCAAGUCACGAGAAAACAACCGAUGUUGAUGGUUCCGUUGAAAGUAUAAACGAAGAGGCUCUUGAUCAGAUGCACUAUCUCCAUGCAGCCUUGUCUGAGACCUUGCGGCUUUACCCUUC
Camelina sativa (false flax) is the source of this 1214-nucleotide messenger RNA. The record is from RefSeq and is a predicted model, not a curated record. Lineage: Eukaryota; Viridiplantae; Streptophyta; Magnoliopsida; Brassicales; Brassicaceae.